UUGACCAACAAUGUUCACUUGGAUCUCUAUAAGAAAAACUAAAGAAAAAGUUAACUUGGAUUCUAAAUUAUCUCACAAUUUAUUGGCUUUAAUGAUUUAUGGUCAGUUCGAUUAAUCAUUUUCUCCCUCGUUAUGAAAUUCUAAUAUUAUUAUUAUAUUACCAAUGUUAAUAAGAGUUCGACGUCCAAAAUCUAUCAUAUUAGAUAUCGAGGGAACCACGACCUCAGUAAGAUUUGUAUCCGAUGUUCUAUUUCCUUAUAUUCGAACUCAUUUGAGAAAAUAUUUAAACGAGUGUUGGGGUCAACCAGAAUUAGCGAUGACCGUUGAUCGAUUACGUGAUCAAACUCGUACUGAUCAGGAAAACGGAGCCAAAAUCCCGAGAAUAUUAGAUAACGAUGAAGCGGACGAAGAUCAAGUUCGAAGGUCAAUUAUCGCCAACAUUUUGUGGCAAAUGGACGAGAAAAAAAACAAUGCCGCACUUAAGCAAUUACAAAUUCUCGUUUGGGUUUAUGGUUAUGAGAAGCAACAUAUUAAAGGCCAUGUUUUCGAUGAUGUUCCACCGGCUUUACACCAAUGGAAACGGGAAUUGAACAUUAAACUUUAUCUCUAUUCAACUGGAAUGAUUGUUGUUCAGCAAUUAUUAUUUUCUUGUUCGACACAUGGUAACCUUUUACCUCUGCUUGAUGAUUAUUUUGAUGUUCUACUUGGUUCUAAACGUGAUUACAGGAGCUUCAAGAAGAUCGCUGCUUUGUUAGAUGAUCCUGAAUCUCAGAUACUCUUUUUGACAGACAAUUCUAAAGAGGCUCGAGCGGCAAUUCAAGCGGGUUGUAAGGCUUUGCUGGUCAAAAGACCUGGAAACAAACCGUUGACCGAAACAGAAGUAAAUGAAUUCAGAGUAAUCUCAUCAUUCAGUGAUAUUAUAAUCGACUAAUAAAAGGAAUUUACCAUUUGAAGAGAAACUUUUUUCUCUUAUUAAAAAUUCAAUUUGAAUAAAUCAUUUCAAGUUUUUGUUUUCGUAAA
This is a messenger RNA of Panonychus citri (citrus red mite), 1020 nucleotides long. RefSeq names its product enolase-phosphatase E1-like. The record is from RefSeq and is a predicted model, not a curated record. Gene Ontology annotation, molecular function: acireductone synthase activity; magnesium ion binding. The transcript is spliced from 4 exons. The coding region runs from base 164 to 931 and encodes 255 amino acids. Lineage: Eukaryota; Metazoa; Arthropoda; Arachnida; Trombidiformes; Tetranychidae.